Sinocyclocheilus grahami is the source of this 936-nucleotide messenger RNA. Its product is annotated as serine/threonine-protein kinase 38-like. The transcript has 6 exons. The record is from RefSeq and is a predicted model, not a curated record. Bases 61 to 789 code for a protein of 242 amino acids. NCBI's taxonomy places the organism in Eukaryota, Metazoa, Chordata, Actinopteri, Cypriniformes, Cyprinidae. Gene Ontology annotation, biological process: peptidyl-serine phosphorylation; intracellular signal transduction. Gene Ontology annotation, molecular function: ATP binding; protein serine/threonine kinase activity.
GGUCAUAUCCGGGCGGAGCGGGACAUCUUGGUUCAGGCAGACAGUCUGUGGGUGGUGAAGAUGUUCUACAGUUUUCAAGACAAGCUGAACCUUUACUUACUCAUGGAGUUCCUGCCCGGAGGAGACAUGAUGACGCUGCUGAUGAAGAAGGACACACUGACCGAGGAGGAGACGCAGUUUUACGUAGCUGAGACCGUUCUGGCCAUCGAUUUUAUUCACCAGCUGGGCUUCAUUCACCGAGACAUCAAACCAGACAACCUGCUGCUGGACUCCAAGGGUCACGUCAAGCUGUCUGAUUUCGGCCUGUGUACGGGACUCAAAAAGGCGCAUCGGACCGAGUUUUAUCGCAACCUGAACCACAGCCAAUCAAACGACCUCACGUUUCAGCACAUGAACUCCAAGAGGAAGGCCGAGACGUGGAAGAGAAACCGGAGGCAGCUGGCCUUCUCCACGGUGGGAACGCCGGACUACAUCGCGCCGGAGGUCUUCAUGCAGACCGGAUACAACAAGCUCUGCGAUUGGUGGAGUCUGGGCGUCAUCAUGUUCGAGAUGCUGAUUGGCUACCCUCCGUUCUGCUCAGAAACUCCUCAGGAGACCUAUAAGAAGGUGAUGAGUUGGAAGGAGACGCUGGUGUUUCCUCCGGAGGUGCCGAUCUCGGAGCGAGCGAAAGCUCUGAUCCUGCGCUUCUGCUGCGAGGCCGACCAUCGCAUCGGAGCCGCCGGCGUCGACGAGAUCAAGAGGAACGGCUUCUUCGAGGGCGUCGACUAUGAUCACAUCAGGUCUGACUGAGUAGAGCGCGCGUGUUUGAUCGUGAGUUCCUGAUCUGACGAAGAUUCGCUUCUCGUUCGCAGAGAGAGACCCGCCGCGAUCCCCAUCGAGAUCAAGAGCAUCGACGACACGUCCAACUUCGACGAGUUCCCCGAGUCCGACAUCCUG